Molecule: messenger RNA, 2203 nt
Organism: Ornithodoros turicata
Lineage: Eukaryota; Metazoa; Arthropoda; Arachnida; Ixodida; Argasidae
Product: pancreatic triacylglycerol lipase-like
Exons: 10
Coding region: 825-2177 (450 amino acids)
Biological process (GO): lipid catabolic process
Molecular function (GO): lipase activity
Source: RefSeq, a predicted model, not a curated record
GUCACAUAUUUGUAAACAGAGGGUCGUCCAUGGCCUUCGCGAAUGUAAGGGAUAGCGUGAUGAUUCUGCGCACUGCGCGAAACUCUAUGUUCUGCGUGUGCCCAGAACAGACAACGCUAUCUCUUACGUACGCAAAAGUGGUCGCCAAGGUCAUGCUGACGACUGGGAGGUGGUGGGUUGGAACCUUACCACCGGCUGUGCUGUCUGACGUUCUCCCUGGGUUUUCCGAAGACUUUUCAGACGAAUGUCGGCACAGGUCCCCCUUGAAGUCGCCCCCCCUCCCGCUCCUUUCUGCUGUCCUCUCUCCAUCUGUCCACAUCUGUACGUUUAUCUCAUAGCCACAGUUGCUUCGCGGCGCAAACACGGAACAAAAAGAAAAGAAACUCACUAAUAACACGCCACCAACCAACCGGCGAUUUCUCUCAGCAAUCACCAUAAUGUACGUCAAUGUCAAUCAAUGCAAUGCAAUGUCAACUGCAAUCAAUGGACAGGUAUGGAGCCGCGACUGCGCGAACACAUUCUUCUAUUUUUUUGUCUGAAUCGCACUUGCCCUGACGAUAGCACUACUUGACAUUCCAUGGGCCCCUGGAUCACCACUGCCUUCCGGGCUCGGAAGCGCCUGUUUAUUUUGCUCGUCCGACGAUUCAUUGCAAUGAAUGUUGUCACCCGCAAGGACAGGAAGGUGUGGCGCGACCGACGCCCCCAGCGGCAAGUGCAAGUGACCCGUUCCGACCCGACAAACUUGUUUGGGGCCAGAGAAGAAGUCGUCGGCAUAUGACGAGGAUCGCGGGAGGACCAUGGCGGCGGCUGGAUGAGCGACCUUCAUGGAUGUGGCUGGAUUCUGGGUACGGCUGACUGCCUUACUCUCCGUCUUUGACACAAAGAGGAGUGGAUGGGCGACGCCGUCGGGGACGUGCUUCCGGCUGUUCACCCGGCAGAAUCCGCACGAGCCGCUCUUCCUGGUCGCUUCGCAGAAGGAAUCCAUUCUCAACUCCACUUUCAAUGCCAACUGGGAGACGAAGAUUUACAUCCACGGCUACCUCAACAGCGGGAAACUGCUCGCACCAGAGAUGGAGUUAAAAGACAGAUUCCUGGUGCGAGGGGACUACAACGUCAUCAUGGUAGACUGGGGUCGUCAGUCCCAGGGCUUGUACGGACGCGUUGCGAACCAGGGAGUGCCCCAAGUGGCUCAAGAAGUAGCUGCCCUCAUAAGGGUAAUGCAGAACGUGACGGGAGCCAACUGGAAGAACUUCCACCUGAUCGGUACCAGCAUCGGCGCCCAUGUUGCUGGAUUCGCCGGAAAAUAUCUCAAUAGCCUCAUUGGGAGGAUCACAGGCCUGGAUCCAGCCUCGCCCCGUUACAAAGGCCUUCCUCCUGAGCGGAGACUGUCCAGGACAGACGCCCAGUUUGUGGAUGUUAUUCACACAGAUACAUCAGGGAUGGUGCCAUUUGGGGGCUUCGGGCUAAAGGAGCCCAUCGGACACGUGGACUUCUACCCCAAUGGUGGUGACAAGCAGCCAAACUGUUCGCGUGCUGACGUGCUGUGCGAACAUCUGCGUUCGUACGACUACUACUUGGAGACCAUCACUCGCGCUGGUUCUUGCACCAUGGUGGGCUUUGUGUGCUCCGACUGGGAAUCCUUUCAGGAGGGACAUUGCACCGAGUGUGGUCCCCGGGACGAUCGGUGCUUGCUCUUCGGUGAAGGAGCUGCCGAGAAAGGUCUUCUGCACGACCGCUCCAAGUCUCUCACAGUUUAUCUCAGCACAGGAGGAUAUUACCCGUAUUGCUUGUACCACUACCAGGUGAGGUUAGAAGUGAUCGCCGACCUGACCAGCAGACAACCCGGACGCAAUGGGUCUCUCACCUUGAGCAUCGGUCCAAAGGUGACCUUGGACAUCCCCCUCCGACCAGUCGUCGGGUACAAAUCAUUGGUGCAGAGCUACACGAAGCUGGUGACUUCGUUGGAGCCCCUGGAUCACAUCGCCGAGAUGACCAUCACGAAAAUGGUGGACUUGGCAAGCCUGGAGUCUCUCGUCAACUUCGUUUACAUGAAGCCAUUGAACUAUGCUAGUCACAGGGAGCAAGUUGUGCGCUCAAAAUUGUUCUGUCCCUUCGGAAGCAGCGUCGCGCAGAAGACGCUUUCGGUGCUCAAACUGGCAGCCUGCACUUCGGCGUGAUGAUUUCAAUAAACACCUUUUUUGUU